UUCUAGUUUCUGCGGUGAUAUUGUAUUUUUAAGGAGAAAGAUUAUCAUUGAUUAGUCGAAACGGUUCCUGUUGUUGCAUUCAACACAACAUCACAAGACCACCCACCUUUAAACGAACGGUUACGUGGUUGACAAGCCGAGAACGGCAUUCCAUACCUGUCAGUCAGUGUCGGCUUCAGCCAAAGAGAAAGUUGUUUUGCAAGCCCAGUGCUAGCAAGCCGAUUGGCCAUUCUCUGCCCAAGUCGCGCUCACAGCACAGCGCAUUCCACGCUGGCAACAUAUUAAGGCGGAAGUAUCUGUGGCCGUAGAAAAACGGGAACCAUUGUGUUGCCAUCAAGCAAACCAUGCUCUUCAAGUGAACGUGAACAACGUGGUUUGCCAGACAUUUGCGCUUCGUAGUUUGAACCACGUUCUGCUCAACGAUGGGUGGUCCGGUGGGUGAGGAGGAACUGUCCCUGUACGAUCCGGCACUGCUGCUCAGCCUAAACUUCUUCGAUUCGCCCGCUAACUUUAACCCGCGCAUCUCGGCGGCCGCACCGGGCGAAGUUUGGCUGAAGGUGCGACCCCUGCAAACUGGCGAUUUCCAUCGCGGCUUCCUGCAAAUUCUGUCCCAGCUGACGAAAGUGGGCGAUGUUUCGCUUACACAAUUUCUCAAUCGCUUUGCACAAAUGCGUGCCAGCGGCGACUACUACGUAACGGUGAUUGUCGACACGCGGUACGACAAAAUCAUUGGCAGUGCAACGCUGGUGCUCGAGCGGAAGUUUAUACACGGCUGUGCAACCCGGGGCCGGCUCGAGGAUGUCGUUGUGGACGAUACGUACCGUGGCAAGCAGCUGGGAAAAUUAAUUGUGGUCACGGUCAGCCUGCUGGCCAAGGAGCUCGGCUGCUACAAGAUGUCGCUGGACUGCAAGGACAAGCUCAUACCUUUCUACAAAUCGAUCGGCUACACGCUGGAACCGGGCAAUGCCAACACGAUGAACAUCCGGUACGAGGCGACCACGCGAAGCAUCGGGCGCAAUGCAGCGGCCGCGGGCAACCAGCCCGAAGACACGGAACCAUCCUGACAAUUAGCCGCCAGUGCUGCUACCCCAAGUAAAUCCAAGCUCUAGAUUGCACCUGGUCGCGCUUUAGUUAAACAUGGUUGUGUGUUUGCUUUGUCUGCACUUUGCCCGGUAGGGUGUGACAUGUUUUGCUUUUGUACUUGCAAUUGGAUUUACUUUCGUACGGAGGGGAAGCGCAUCGCUUGCUUGCUUGCUUGAUUUAGCGCAAGGUUUUGUUACAUUCUUUAAAAAGGAUUUUAAAGAAACGUUAUUAAAACGCUUUGUGCUGAGCAGCAAGUGCCCCUCGUAGCAGCAUCUGGUACAUAACACGGAUUUGUUUUUAAAUUUUUUUUUAUCGUCUCAUUUUAUGUAUUCUUUUCGGUGCUUGGGUUUCUGGGUAGUCAAAUAAAAAAAGCUUUAAAAGCUGCUUUACACUUAUAA
Molecule: messenger RNA, 1481 nt
Organism: Anopheles merus
Lineage: Eukaryota; Metazoa; Arthropoda; Insecta; Diptera; Culicidae
Product: probable glucosamine 6-phosphate N-acetyltransferase
Exons: 4
Coding region: 423-1064 (213 amino acids)
Biological process (GO): UDP-N-acetylglucosamine biosynthetic process
Cellular component (GO): endoplasmic reticulum-Golgi intermediate compartment; endoplasmic reticulum; Golgi apparatus
Molecular function (GO): glucosamine 6-phosphate N-acetyltransferase activity; monosaccharide binding
Source: RefSeq, a predicted model, not a curated record